This is a messenger RNA of Lentinula edodes (shiitake mushroom), 655 nucleotides long. RefSeq lists its product as uncharacterized. Gene Ontology annotation, molecular function: DNA-binding transcription factor activity, RNA polymerase II-specific; DNA binding. Bases 112 to 504 code for a protein of 130 amino acids. Lineage: Eukaryota; Fungi; Basidiomycota; Agaricomycetes; Agaricales; Omphalotaceae. Gene Ontology annotation, biological process: regulation of DNA-templated transcription. The record is from RefSeq and is a predicted model, not a curated record. The transcript has 6 exons.
GUUACUACUAUAUACGGUAGCGUUCUUUCUUGGUGCUUUACAACCGCCAUCUUUCUACGUCGUCUUUUUCCAGUGAGAACGCUGAUAAUCCAGCUUCAAGUUUAACCUACCAUGAAGCACAACAAUCGAACACGCAAUGCCCUACGACCAGAACAGCUGAAGCCACUCGUUGUUAUAUUAAACCAAACUAUCUACCCCAGCGAGCACAAUAUUGCGAAGUUGUCGAACGAGACUGGAUUAACUCAACCUGAGAUAAAAAAUUGGUUCUACAAUCAACGACGGAAACUGCGAAGGAAAGCGUCGAAAUUGGACCAGACGUUAACACAGUUGUGCCAAGAACAAUGGCGUGCAAUCUCUCAAGGACACUUCGAUCCGUUUUACAGAGGAUGUACAUGUUCUUCCUAUUAUGCACCGCCGAUGCAACUCCUCGAGGAAAAUAAAAUCACUCUACCACCUAUUGCAAUUAUGUUCCCCGACAUUUUCAACGACAUCUCUGAAAUAUGAACUACCCUUGUCAUCAGUAACAAAAGAUACAUUUUUUAAACUAUUUUAGCCUCCUGUAGAACGACGUCAAUAUGAACAGCAUAAUUCUUGAUGCAUCUUGUAGAUAUUCUAUCCUAUCCUACGUAGUACCGAUCUUAAAGAUUUCUUAUUC